AUCCCAAUCGCCAUGUUUACUACUCCUCAGAUUCGUUGUGGUCCGAUGCACGCUUCCAGCAGAAAUCAUUUACCGGCCAAAUGCUUUACCCCUUGCUGCGCUUCACGCUUCGCUAAUGGAACCUGCUCUCAAUACAUCAAGCGAAGCGAGUUUCUCUCACCCUGUUUGAUCAGAACCAGCACGGCGGGACUUAGAAUGCUCGGGGUGAAAGCAGCAAAGACAUGUUCGCUGUCAUCGAGGCGUCUCAAGGAUGAGUGUUUUCGCCAGCGUGAGGCGAGACAGACGCCGUCAGGAGCCAUAUGCCGGGCAUCAUUGGCCUCGUCGGAGUCUGGUCAACACCAGACCCUCACCUCGGCGCCCCUCAUCUCCUCCUUCAACGACAACGUCCGUCCAAUGCUUGAUGCGAUUGACAAGCUCCGGAUCUUGGGACUCAAGGAAGAGGGGAUCGAGCUUCCAACUAUCGUUGUCGUCGGUGAUCAAUCCAGUGGCAAGUCGUCUGGCCUCGAGAACCUGUCCGGAAUUAGCCUGCCAAGAGGAAAUGUUAUUGUUACCCGAGUGCCGCUGAUCCUGAGGCUUCAGUCAUGCACGAACGAAGACGACAUGAUCACGAUCAGUAUAACAAUCCUGCUUCUGGAAAGGUCUUCAGAGAGCUACCGGAUGAAGAGUCCAUUCAAGAGUAGAUAUCCAAGGCGACUGUGGCCCUAGCUGGAAGCUGGAAAGGCGUCAUGGAUCGUCCAAUCACUCUGCAGGUGAAGCGAUCUGGCUUGCCUGACUUGACGCUGGUGGAUCUGCCUGGAAUCACGCGAGUCCCUGUUGAAGAUCAGCCAAAGGACAUCUACAAUCAAGUCAAGGCCAUGAUCAUGCACUACAUCACUCCAGAAGAAAGCGUCAUUCUCAACGUUCUUGCAGCUGAGGUGGAUUUUUCCACGUGUGAGUCCAUUGUCAUGUCUCAAGAAGUUGACAACGAUGGAGAUCGCACCUUGGCUGUCGUCACCAAGGUCGACAGGGCUCCUGAUGGCCUCUACGAGAAGAUCCAGGGCAACUCAGUGCGAAUCGGACUUGGCUACGUGUGCGUCAGGAACAGGACUGAUGCUGAUGCAUCUCACGCUGCUGCUCGCCUCGCAGAAACGGGUUUCUUUGAUGGCCAUCCGGAAUUGAGCAAAAUUGAGCCGGAUUCUCGAGGAAUUCCUGCUCUCGCCCAGCGACUGGCGGCGAUUCAAGCCAAGAGGGUAGCAGACAGCAUUCCACGAAUCAGGCAGUCCAUCCAGAAGACACUGAUUGCAAAGGAAGAUGAAUUGCAGAGGAUUCCCUAUGCUGCCAAUUCUGAUGCUGCUGCGCUGGCGAUAAUCUCCUCCACGAUUCAAAAAAGGCGGGACAUCAUGACAGGCCUCAUUGGUGGGAGAUACGGCCAGUUUCAGGGCGAGAAUUCCAUGCACUAUGCUGCAAGGCUGCAUGAGAAAUUUAACGAGUAUGAGACUCAGAAGCGGGGUGUUCUUCCCGAGUUUCUUGGGAAGAAAUACACAGAGAGCUGUAAAGAUGCUCUGAAAGAGGUUGCUGGAAUUUCGCUGCCGAAUAUGUUGGAUCAGGCUGUGCUGAGACAACUCGUUCAAGAGGUGAUUGACAGCAUUGAAGGUCCUUCACUGAUGCUGGUGGAUGACUGCUUCUCCUAUGCAUCAGAGGUUCAGCAAGCCGUGGUAGCGCAGUCUUGUUCGGCCUAUCCUAGCCUGAACAAUGUUGCUCAACUGCAAGCCCUGAAUUCCUUGAAGAAGGCCAAGGAUUCGACAAUCCAGAUGACGAAGAACCUUCUGUUGAAGGAAAGGAGGGUGAUUUUCACGUUGAAUCAUUACUACAUGGAUACCAUGACAAAAAUCCAUGAAAAGAUUGCAGAGUACAAGAAAGCUCGAGCAUCUGGUGAAAUCCUCAAGAUCGAUGGUUUCGGUUCCAGCACUGCUUCACUAGCUGAUUUGGUCAGCAACGAUGACCAGGCGGCAAGAGAUCUGCAGAUCAACAUGUUUUCCCAUGCUAAGGUGAUGCACAAGCGGCUGUGCGAUGUGAUUCCAAUGGAGAUUCGAAUGUCUCUGGAGGAUGCUCUUGUUGAUGAUACUGACACUGCAAUUUGGGGGGCUAUCCAGAGUGGGAAUGCUUCGAAGCUUGCAGCUCUGAAGGUGGCUGACCAGCAGCGCAGGGUCCAGCUUGAAGAGAGUGUUGAAAGGCUCAGAGCAUGUGAGGCUACACUGUUGGACAUUGCCUUUGAUUGCCCUAAGCAGAUCUCAUAAGAGUUGCGCAUGCAUUUACCAUGGGGCCAUCUUCAGGCUGGAAUUGGCUCUGUUCUGUUUGUAGCAGCUCUGGAGUUGGAAAAUGCCGCGACCAGCUGACAUCUUAUACAUAUGUUUAUAUGUAGAAGUUAUAGGCUAGAUAGGUUUGUGUUAUAGGAGGGUACAACUCCAACCCUAUAUCUCCCCUUCACUCAUUUGUUCUAGUACAUUCUGCUAAUCUAACAUGGG
Molecule: messenger RNA, 2504 nt
Organism: Closterium sp. NIES-67
Lineage: Eukaryota; Viridiplantae; Streptophyta; Zygnematophyceae; Desmidiales; Closteriaceae
Source: the annotation of a GenBank genome assembly